Messenger RNA from Myxozyma melibiosi, 2839 nucleotides. RefSeq lists its product as uncharacterized. Bases 184 to 2535 code for a protein of 783 amino acids. The record is from RefSeq and is a predicted model, not a curated record. The transcript has 5 exons. Gene Ontology annotation, biological process: positive regulation of transcription by RNA polymerase II. Gene Ontology annotation, molecular function: DNA-binding transcription factor activity, RNA polymerase II-specific; transcription cis-regulatory region binding; zinc ion binding. Gene Ontology annotation, cellular component: nucleus. Lineage: Eukaryota; Fungi; Ascomycota; Lipomycetes; Lipomycetales; Lipomycetaceae.
CGAGCCCGGCUUCACGACAUAUCCUCUCUCUGUCUCUCCGCGCCGGUCCUGCUCAGAAGAAGCCUGAGGCAACUCACUUCUGCUUCACCUUCCUCUUCUUCUUUGCUUGCCUCUAGUUUUAGUUGGAUAUAUCUCUGCACCUGUCUUUGAGCUAGACGCCGUCUCCCCUUCUCGGGCUCGCAAAUGGGUUCUGCCGAAGGCCCCGGAGCUACCGACGAUGAGCCCUCUCCGGCAUCUGCCCCGGCCCCUCGACGUCGUGUGCGUACAGGGUGUCUGACCUGCCGCUCACGCCACCGCAAAUGCGAUGAGAAGCGUCCGACCUGCGACAACUGCGCGGCCAAGAAACUAGACUGUCAAUGGAGCGUCAAAGGGCUUUUCCAGGAGUCUAACUCCCGAUACAUCUCGGCAUCAGGGCACAUUUCGGUUGUUCCUCGCGUGUCCCAGUUCACCAUUGUUAGCGACGGCCCGCGAGGUAACGGGCCUCCCAAGAAGCGACAGCGCAAAAUCUCGGAAUCAGACAAUGGAACUAUAGAGCAGAGUUCAGAGUUGCCGUUGGCGAACACUGGAGUCAGCAGCACCCGUGCGCCAGCAGAUAGCAGACUGACAAUUCAUGAAGAGGUUUCCACCGCCGAACGAGCGGAAAUCUAUCUACUUGAAGGUGUAUCUCUAGCCACAGAUCUGUCUGGCUACGCCCGUACAGAUCAGGAGACUACCCGAUUUGCGCAGUUAGAGCCUUCGAGACAGCCUGGUGACCGCAGCGACUCCUCAGCAAGCAAUACCUCAGCCACAACAGAUAACUCCACAAUCUCCUACAACAACGGAUCUGCAGUACCAAAUCUUGAGCGGGCAAGCUUGCGUACUAUUCUGAAUCUUUCUGAAAACCGAUCGUCUUCUGCUUCUGACGCAGCUCAGCUGAACAAGUUUAGCAUGCCAGGGCUGGACACCGGGUUGUGGCGACAAGGCAGUCUUGCUGCUCGUGAGAAGUAUCCCGAACAACUUAGAGCAGAGAACUUUGAGCAUAGGAUAUCAAUUUCAAAUAUCGCUGAGAUCGAUCACAGCCACCAAAUUCGACAACCAAUCUCGCUGCCACGAAUUCACUCGGCAUCAUGCUCGCCUGAUUUUGAAGGCUAUUUAGGAUCACAGUCGAAUAGUACAUCGUCUGGGAUGUCGGAGGAUGAGGAAGAUGGCGCGGAGGACGAUGAGGAGGAAGAAGGAGAAGCGGAGUUUCUUGGCGAUAUCAGUAUAUCCUACAAAGACCUCCAUAUAAACCUCCUCGAGUGCAUCGAGGUUGCUUUAUCUGAGGCUACGAGCAGGUCCACCUCAACCUCCCGCUCACAUAUCUGCCCAGGACAAAUCCGCAGUCGCAGCGAGCUCUCCAGUCUCGACAAAGCACGGCUAUUGCGGAAUUACGUCGAUAACGUCGCUGAUAGCUUGGAUCUCUGCAACAACGACCACCAUUUUGCUGUCGAGAUACCGCGCAUGGCUCUUACAAACAACGCUCUCCUUUACGCGAUUUUCGCCAUUUCCUCGAAGCAGUUUGAAUGCGUGGAUUCGAACUACCCGCCUGGAGUUACGCUGGAUAUAUACUGGGAUUUUCUGCAGUAUCUUGCUCCAGAAUUACCCAGCUGUAGCAUGGAAGUCAUUGCGUCUUGUGUGAUAUUAUGCGGACUUGAACUCAUGGGGUCCAAAUCAAAUCACCGACGACGACAUGUAACUGCCUGUGCUUCUCUUCUAGCAGCUUGCAACAUCACAGGCAUGACCAGCGGUUUCGGAGGCGCUAUGUUUUGGUGCCUGGCAAGGAUGGAUAUCGCCACCGUCAUGAUUGGCGAAGAACCCACAAUCAUCCGCAACCACGGCGGCACCAUCACGCAAGCAAUGUCUGUGAACGCUAUCAGUGCAUUGUUUCGGUCCCACUGGCUAUCGGCAAAAGCCUCUCGUGCCUGCGACUCCUACGCAAACUACUCGCUUCUCCUUGCCGCGCGCGUGAUUGCGCUGAUAUCCCGAGAAGGAAGGUACGCUGACAGCCAUGGCCCGUGGGAGCAGCUGCCCAACGAAAACGCUUCUGUUUUAGGUUAUGACGGGGAGUGGGAAGAGUUGUGGAAUGGGCUACGAGAGUGGGUUGAGCGGAGGCCGGAGUACAUGUUACCACUGUUUGCCUUCCAGGAGGAAAAGGAUGGGCGGGACGUUUCCCCGUUUCCGACAGUUUUGUACGGUAAUGGAUCAGCUACCUAUGGUAACCAGCUGUACCACACAUCGUGCAUUCUCUUAAUGCAGAAUAAACCACGACAUUACAAAUACGCAAAAGCCACUCCGCCCAUGCUAUGGCACGCAAAACAGAUCUGCGCAAUAGCCCAGACAAACAAAAACCGAGCCUGCUGGUCGUACUUGAUUCAGAGCUUGAAAAUCGCGGGACAGCUGAUGUCGCAUCAAAGCGAGCAUGCGACGAUCUUCCAGGUAUUGCAGGAAAUCGCAGCGACGACGGGGUGCGCAGUUGAUAGCUGCCGCGACGAGCUUCGAGAGAUUUGGGGGGUGUGAAGUGGCUUAGUGAUGUUUUGGCUGUUGGUAUAAGAUAUAGAUAUAGAUUUGUAUGAUUAUAUAAACGGCUUGGUGAAUAUCUUUUACAGUACAAGUGCAGCAUCUGCGGGUCACUCAAUAGAGUGUGUAGGGUUUUAUCACCCAAAGAAGCAACCGGAAGCCACUAUAUGAUGCACGGCCACUCCACCCAUUCACAGGAAGCUCGAGGAGUUAUUUCGUUUCGAUAGCAAUAAAGUAAAAUUGGAGCAAGUUUACUAUGAGAAAAAACAACUUUUAGAUUAUCCACAACAGCUAUAUACAUCCU